Molecule: messenger RNA, 636 nt
Organism: Cynara cardunculus var. scolymus (artichoke)
Lineage: Eukaryota; Viridiplantae; Streptophyta; Magnoliopsida; Asterales; Asteraceae
Product: NHP2-like protein 1
Exons: 5
Coding region: 66-452 (128 amino acids)
Biological process (GO): mRNA splicing, via spliceosome; ribosome biogenesis; maturation of SSU-rRNA
Cellular component (GO): nucleolus; precatalytic spliceosome; small-subunit processome
Molecular function (GO): RNA binding
Source: RefSeq, a predicted model, not a curated record
GUAAAACCCUAGCCUCCCUGCUUCUUCUUCUCUCACACAAAGAGGCUUCAAUCCGCCGUACAAAAAUGACAGGAGAAGCUGUGAAUCCAAAAGCGUACCCACUGGCUGAUGCUCAGCUUACGAUAACGAUAUUGGAUCUUGUUCAACAAGCCGCUAAUUACAAGCAGCUUAAAAAGGGUGCUAAUGAAGCUACAAAGACCCUUAACAGGGGUAUAUCUGAGUUUGUAGUGAUGGCAGCAGAUGCUGAGCCUCUUGAAAUUAUUCUUCAUCUUCCCCUCCUUGCUGAAGAUAAGAACGUACCAUAUGUUUUUGUGCCCUCAAAGCAAGCGCUAGGGCGAGCGACUGGUGUCACAAGGCCUGUAAUUGCAUGUUCGGUGACCAGCAAUGAAGGCAGCCAAUUGAGGUCUCAAAUACAGCAACUCAAGGAUGCGAUUGAGAAGCUUCUGAUCUAGAGAGGAAGUAUGGAAAUUCGGUGUGAUGGGCCUGGAUUGCAUUAAAGAGGCUUUGAUCUUUCUUUUCCUACAACUAUCUUAAUAUAUGUAUCAAAUUUCGUUCUCAAUGCAUUUUUGUACUCUCUUAAGUCUAAACUAUUCUCAUUUCUUGUUUUAUGUAACAGUUUAAAGUCUUAUCAUGCCU